UAAUACUACUCCCCUUACCAUCAAGGGCCCAGCAUUUUCUCUUUCAGACUCCCCAGGAGACUGAGGGCUUAAACACUCAGAAGAAAGGAAGACAAGGAAAAGGCACCCAUAGGCAACCAUGAAGAAGAGAGUGGCCAUCGUGGGAGCUGGCGUCAGUGGCCUGGCCUCCAUCAGGAGCUGUCUGGAGGAGGGGCUGGAACCCACCUGCUUUGAGAGGAGUGAUGACGUCGGGGGUCUGUGGAAAUUCUCAGACCAUACAGAGGAGGGCAGGGCUAGUAUUUACCGAUCAGUCUUCACCAACUCUUCCAAAGAAAUGAUGUGUUUUCCAGACUUCCCCUAUCCUGAUGACUUCCCCAACUUUAUGCAUAAUAGCAAGCUCCAAGAAUACAUCACUUCAUUUGCCAAAGAAAAGAACCUUGUAAAAUACAUACAAUUUGAGACAUUUGUAACCAGUAUAAAUAAAUGUUCUGAUUUCUCAAUUACUGGCAAAUGGGAAGUUACCACUGAAAAGAAUGGUAAAAAAGAAACAGCUGUCUUUGAUGCUAUAAUGAUUUGUUCUGGGCAUCAUGUAUAUCCCCAUCUACCCAAAGACUCCUUUCCAGGACUGAACCGUUUUAAAGGCAAAUGCUUCCACAGCAGGGACUAUAAGGAACCAGAGAUAUGGAAGGGAAAACGAAUCCUGGUGAUUGGUCUGGGAAACUCAGGCUGUGACAUUGCUGCAGAACUCAGCCACAUAGCUCAACAGGUCAUCAUCAGCUCCAGAAGUGGAUCUUGGGUAAUGAGCCGGGUCUGGAAUGAUGGCUACCCCUGGGACAUGAUGGUGAUCACUCGAUUUCAAACUUUCCUCAAGAACAACUUACCCACAGCCAUCUCUGAUUGGUGGUACAUGAGGCAGAUGAAUGCAAGAUUCAAGCACGAAAACUAUGGCUUGAUGCCUUUAAAUGGAACCCUCAGGAAAGAGCCCGUGUUCAAUGAUGAGCUCCCAGCCCGCAUCCUGUGUGGCACUGUGACUAUCAAGCCUAAUGUGAAGGAGUUCACAGAGACCUCUGCUGUAUUUGAAGAUGGGACUGUGUUUGAGGCCAUUGACUGUGUCAUCUUUGCAACAGGCUAUGGUUAUGCCUACCCCUUCCUGGAUGACUCCAUCAUCAAAAGCAGAAAUAACGAGGUCACCUUGUAUAAAAGCAUCUUCCCUCCUCAACUGGAGAAACCAACCAUGGCAGUGAUUGGCCUUGUCCAGUCCCUAGGUGCUGCCAUCCCCACAACUGACCUGCAGGCACGCUGGGCUACACAAGUAAUAAAGGGAACUUGCAUUUUGCCUCCUGUAAAAGACAUGAUGGAUGAUAUUGAUGAGAAAAUGGGGAAAAAACUCAAAUUGUUUGGCAGCAGUGAGACCAUCCAGACUGAUUACAUUGUUUACAUGGAUGAACUGGCCUCCUUUAUUGGAGCAAAGCCCAAUAUCCUACAGCUGUUUCUCAAGGAUCCUAGGUUGGCCAUAGAAGUGUUCUUUGGCCCAUGCAGCCCCUACCAAUUCCGGUUGGAAGGCCCAGGGAAGUGGUCAGGAGCUAGGAAUGCCAUCCUAACCCAGUGGGACCGGUCACUGAAGCCUCUGAAGACGCGCAUCGUUGGUGUUCAGAAACCUUGCUUAUACUUCCAUUUGCUCAGACUCCUUGGUAUUCCUAUUCUUCUCAUUGCUCUCUUCCUUGUGUUGAUCUCAUCGUAAUUCCCUCUAGAAUUUCUGAUAGUCACUGACAAUAACCAUGCAGGAGCCUUUCUACUGACAUAUUAAGAUUUUCAUACCUCUCCCUUUCCUGUUCAAGAUCAUUUGGCAGACUGGAAGGCAUUGAUUAGUAAGCAAGGCAGUGUUUGCUCUGGUCUUGGAAAUAAGCCUGGUUCAGAAUCAUACUGGUCUUCAUGAGGCAUAGUUGGUUCUCUUUAAGUUCCACUAACACUUCAUGAUGAGAACUAUGUGUUUAUGUCUAACUUGAAUUACUUCCUGAAACAUUUGGAAGUGGUCCCUUUUCUAUUUUAAACAAUGUUUGAAAGAUAUACUUCAAGUACAAACAGUGAAUAAAAUGGAGCAUACAGAAUAUGAUCUUCUCAGGAUGCCUCUCUAAACUAUUUGUGAGGCUGGGGAAGAACUUGGCUAUUACAUUCCAUUUCUAUAAUAUUCCUAAUGCUCCAAGCAAUAUCUCUUGCUCCCUAGCUAAGAAACAGUACAGAAAUCUGAACCACAUUAGAGGUUAGCUCAUAUUAGCUCAUUUCACUGAUAGGAAAAUCAGUAAAAUAAGGAAAGAAACUCUCCAACAUAGAGCAAAUAAAUCAUCAAACCACAAGCAAUAAUAUGUCUUUGAGUUACUACAAAAGAUGUUUUACACUUGAUCUUAGCCAAAAGGCCGAGAAGCGAUACAAAAGAUGUUUUUAAACAUGGGUUUUCCUAGUGCUGUGACUUGAAUAUGGUAUGUGUUCCCUACAAGGCACCCAAGGUAUAUGGCUGAGAGGUGAUGGAAACUUCCAGAGGUAGAGUCCAGCAGAAAAUCCUUAGGUCUUUCCAUGAAACAGGCCCUUGAUGGCUUUAUAAGUCAUUGAUUCCUUCUCUCUGGUCCUGGCUAGGUAUGCAGUUACAUUAGCUAGUGUUCCCACUGUUCUUUCUACCACAGUGUGAGGCAUCCAGCACUCAGCCUGUGCCAGUGUCACAUGCUCUCAAACUGUGAUCUGCCUCAGUUGUUUCAUCCCAGCAACAAAAAUCUGAGACAAUUAUUAUUCAGGAGUAGUGAGGCCAACAUAACAGGAAAUGACUGCCAUUCAAAGGCAUCUCCUUGUACACACAGACUCCCAAGGGAAAGCCUUCAAAACCAGAAAGAUGAGAUAUUCAACACUGUGCUCUAACAUAUCACAGAAGAAAUAAAAGUGUAUCUUGGCAGAAACAAAAUAAAACAUAUGCAAUAUAGCAA
Messenger RNA from Mesocricetus auratus (golden hamster), 2951 nucleotides. Its product is annotated as dimethylaniline monooxygenase [N-oxide-forming] 3. The record is from RefSeq and is a predicted model, not a curated record. The coding region runs from base 119 to 1720 and encodes 533 amino acids. Gene Ontology annotation, molecular function: N,N-dimethylaniline monooxygenase activity; NADP binding; flavin adenine dinucleotide binding. NCBI's taxonomy places the organism in Eukaryota, Metazoa, Chordata, Mammalia, Rodentia, Cricetidae. The transcript has 9 exons.